UGUGUGUGUGAGGGGGCCUGGCCGUUCGGCUGUCACUCAUUGUGCGUGGUUGCGCGGUUUUCCACGCAGCUCGCGCUUCUGCUGAAUUAUUCAUGAGAAUGAGUGACGUUUUUAUGCAGAUUAGCUGUUCUAUUUUAAUACGCGGGAGGUGGAGCCACGCACGGCACGUAAAGAGGGGGAGUGCGAGGUUGGAGAACUCUCACACCGCUCACAGAGCUUGGGCUGUUAGAUAGUUUGGCUCUGCACCUUAUCUGUCUAGGCGUGAGAGCAGCUUGAGGAGAGGCUGACAGUCAGAGAGAGAGAAUGAUGCAAAAGUAACAGAUCGAUGCCAUUGGCCGAGGCGCCCGCAGUGUCUCCCAGAGGAAAAAGAUGAUCAGGAUGUCAUUGGACAAAGAGACUGUUCUACCGCGUGAUGGGCGGGGUGACGCUGCUGUCCCAGAAGGCCCUGCGUCAGGAGGAGGGGGGGGAGUGGACAGGGUGGGUGGGGUAAUGAUGUCCCCUCACCCUCCCUGUCUGGGACCAACCGGAUUCACCGGAAGUUUGGUUCUAACGGAACAGCCACAUCCCCACGGCCCCAAAACAAGAAGUACACACCCCCUAAAGACCAAAAAUGGCCUUCAGCCCCUCCACAACAACCCCCAGGUCUUCCCUCCAGGACAGCAGCAGCGAAUGGGGAAGCGGCGCUACUCCCUGGGCGGCAGCUUCAAGCACCCGGGCUUCGGGAAGCGCCGUCGCCGAGCCAACAGUGACAGUCAAUCAGACCCCGUCCUUCCCUCCAACUUCCUGUUGGGCGGGAACAUUUUCGACCCGCUGAACCUCAAUUCUCUAAUGGAUGAGGAGGUGAGCCGCACACUGAACGCUGAGACGCCCAAGUCCUCGCCCCUACCGGCCCGGGCCAGAGACCCUGUAGAGAUCCUGGUACCGCGUGACAUCACAGACCCCCUGAACCUGAAGAGUGGGGGAGGGGAGGAGGGGGGAGGGGUGCUGGUCUCCCCCAUGAAAAACAGGAAGAGACACCGCAACCGUCACCACGGAGGAGGAGGAGGGGGGGCGCAGCCUGAACCCCCCACACUGACUGAGGGGUCAAAGGUAGAAGCUGGGGGUGAUUCGGGGACAGGAGGUGAGGUGUUGGCUCUGUUCCCUGCCAGCGUCAGCGUUACUGGUGAGCUAGCUGCAGUACCGGAGGCUCCCAGAGAGGGCCUCUCUGGAAGCACAGUGCCACAGUCUCCUCUGCCCUACGAACUCAACACCACCAUCAACUGUCGGGAUGAGGUAGUUCCGCCCAUUCUGCCCCGGAGACACACCCACCCGCCACUUGGCUCCACCUCUAAACCCCGUCCCCAUGGUGACGGAGGCCAUCGGCAGCGUAAGCGGCGGCGUACCACCUCAACGAGAUCUGACCAUUCGUCGGUUAAUCCGACCCCCGCCCUCACCACUGCCCCACCCAACACCUUCCACACCCCCCUGGUGCCAGGAUCAGGCCUCAGAGGUCAGAGGUCAGGGUCAGUAGUGGGAGGUCAGCAACAGCCCCAGAGUUCCUUCGGCCACAAACCCCAGAAGAAGAAAAACAGGUUCCAGCACGGCAACUACAGCCGUUAUUACGGCUACCACGGUUACUACGGUUACCGUGAUGGGCAGGUGGGGCGGUUUGAGGACCCUCGUCUGGGCCUGCUUCGACCCGAUUGGUUCAGAGGGAAGACAGUGCUGGACAUUGGCUGCAGCACCGGUCAUCUGACCCUGGCCAUCGCACGCCACUUUAACCCGGCCCACAUCCUAGGUAUUGAUGUGGACGGGCGGCUGGUGCACGCCGCUAGGCAGAACAUUCGCCACUUCCUGUCCGAACGACUCACACAGGAUGCCAGAGGUGGGGAGAGAGGGGGAGAAAGUAAACAGAAAGCUGAGACAGCUGAGCAGAGUGAAGGAAGAACACAGAGCGGAACUAAGAUGGCGUCCGGUACGGCUGAGAAGAAGAUGGAGGAGGAGGGCCAGAACGAGGAGUGUAGCGCUCUAGAGGAACUGAAGAGAACCCUGACGUUGCUGUCGCCCUCGAGUGGCUCCCGGGGUGUAGGUCGCCCUCUCCCUCCGUUCCCCCUCUCCUUCAGGGUGUGUCGGGGUCCCAUGGCUGCUCCCCCCCUCUUCCCCCCCUCCACCCUGGCCCACGGAACACCUGGAACGUUCCCCAACAACGUCUCCUUCAUAACGGGUGAUUACAUGGAGGACCGAGAACUAUGUCCCCAUGGUGACGACGUCACCGCAGGAUAUGAUGUCAUCCUGUGUCUGGGCGUGACCAAGUGGGUCCAACUGCACGGUGGCGACGGGGGCGUGGUCAGAAUGUUCAGACAGAUCUAUACACACCUACGACCAGGUGGCAUUCUCCUCCUGGAACCACAACCCUGGAGCUCCUACUGCCGCAGCAAGAACAUCACGGAGACGACGUACAGGAACUACUGCGAUAUCAGACUGAGACCUGACAACUUCUGUUGUUACCUCACCUCUACUGUGGGCUUCACCUGUUACAGACUACUGACUGAUACAGGAUUCCAGAGGCCAAUCUACCUGUUCCACAAAGGCCCCGCCCCCAGGAAGUGACUGGGUCAAGAUAUGACACGUGAGUGCCGAAGCACCGCAGGAAGUGGACCGCUGCCGAGAGCGCUGCCUGGCUCCAUGGAAACAACCGCCCAGCUGGUAUGAUUGGUGGACGCUCACCACUACCUGAACUCUGGUGGAACGCUCAAACCGUGAUUGGAUGAGAGGAGCUUCUAAUGACUCAUAACUGAUUGAUCAGUCAGGCAGACUGACAAAACUAUUAAUCAAUGAUUAGUUAGUCAGCCAGACUGACUGACCAAACUAUUAACAGACUGAACUAGAGACUUGUAAACCACACAGUUCACGGCCAGGGCACCCUCCUAUCUCUCUCCACUCAGUCAUCUGUCUACUGAGACGUGGCGUCCUGGUUGAGCCCUCUGCAGAGCCAGUUUCACCCUCUCUGAUUCAACCCCACUGAAUGAACAGGGAGCCUGGAGGAGGAAGUAGAAACUAGAACCACAAGGAGCCAAGCGGGGCCUGAGUGUGUGUCUGCCAGUUCUUCUCCAGUGUGUGUACGAGGAGGCAUGUUAUUAUAUAUAUGUGUGUGUGUUUCUGUGUGUAUGAGGGAGGUUGUAAUUGUGUGUGUGUGUGUGUGUGUGUGUUUCUGUGUGUAUGAGGGAGGUUGUAAUUGUGUGUGUAUGUGUGUGUGUUUC
This is a messenger RNA of Oncorhynchus mykiss (rainbow trout), 3239 nucleotides long. NCBI's taxonomy places the organism in Eukaryota, Metazoa, Chordata, Actinopteri, Salmoniformes, Salmonidae. The record is from RefSeq and is a predicted model, not a curated record.